Molecule: messenger RNA, 2852 nt
Organism: Salvelinus namaycush (lake trout)
Lineage: Eukaryota; Metazoa; Chordata; Actinopteri; Salmoniformes; Salmonidae
Gene: kcnd1
Product: potassium voltage-gated channel, Shal-related subfamily, member 1
Exons: 7
Coding region: 1-1911 (636 amino acids)
Biological process (GO): protein homooligomerization; potassium ion transmembrane transport
Cellular component (GO): voltage-gated potassium channel complex; membrane
Molecular function (GO): A-type (transient outward) potassium channel activity; protein binding
Source: RefSeq, a predicted model, not a curated record
AUGGCUGCUGGAGUUGCAACAUGGAUGCCCUUUGCUCGGGCAGCAGCCGUGGGCUGGCUACCACUGGCCCAACAGACCAUGCCCAAGCCUCCUGUGGACAAAACAAGUCGCAGUGAUGAGAUCCUGUUUGUUAAUGUGAGUGGACUACGCUUCCAGACAUGGAAGAACACAUUGGACCGUUAUCCGGACACCCUUCUAGGCAGCUCAGAAAAGGAGUUUUUCUACAAUGAGGAAACUCAGGAAUAUUUCUUUGACAGGGAUCCAGAGAUGUUCCGCCAUAUUCUCAACUUUUUUAGAACAGGCAAGCUACAUUAUCCCCGACAUGAAUGCAUUCAGGCCUUUGAGGAGGAGCUGGCUUUCUAUGGCAUAAUACCUGAGAUCAUAGGUGACUGCUGUAUGGAAGAGUACCGGGAUCGUAAGAAGGAGAACCAGGAGCGUUUGGCUGAGGACACAGAGGCCGAGAAUGCCGGAGACGCUCCCCUGCCCCCAGACGCCACGUUACGUGAUAAGCUAUGGAGGGCCUUCGAGAACCCUCACACCUCCACCAUGGCUCUGGUGUUCUACUACGUCACCGGCUUCUUCAUCGCUGUGUCUGUUAUUGCCAACGUUGUGGAAACGGUUCCCUGCCGACCACUCAAAGGGAGUAUAAAGGACCUGCCGUGUGGUGAGAAGUUUUCUGUGGGCUUCUCUUGUUUGGACACGGCCUGUGUGCUUAUCUUCUCCUGCGAGUAUCUCAUGAGGCUGUAUGCUGCCCCCAGCCGCUGUGAUUUUGCACGUUCGGUGAUGAGCGUGAUUGACGUGGUGGCCAUCUUGCCCUUCUACAUCGGCCUUGUCAUGCCCGAGAACGAAGAAGUCAGCGGGGCCUUUGUUACCCUGCGAGUCUUCCGGGUGUUCCGAAUCUUCAAGUUCUCCCGCCACUCUCAGGGCCUGCGCAUCCUAGGCUGCACUCUGCAGGCCUGCGCCUCGGAGCUGGGCUUCCUCCUCUUCUCCCUCACCAUGGCUGUCAUCAUCUUCGCCACCGUCAUGUUCUACGCUGAGAAAGGCACCAAGGGAACCACGUUUUCCAGCAUCCCCGCCUCCUUCUGGUACACCAUCGUCACCAUGACAACACUGGGAUAUGGAGACAUGGUUCCAGACUCCAUAGCGGGCAAGAUAUUUGGCUCCAUCUGCUCCCUCAGUGGCGUGCUGGUGAUUGCUCUACCUGUGCCUGUCAUAGUCUCCAACUUCGCAAGGAUCUACCACCAGAACCAAAGGGCAGAUAAGAUGAGGGCACAGCAGAAAGUGCGUCAGGCAAGGAUUCGAAUGGCUAAAAAAGGGGCCACCAAUGCAUUCCUGCAGCACAAAGAGGAUGGGGGAUUGCAGGAUGGUGGUGAUGGUGACAGCACAGCUUUUUGUGUGAAGAACAGGUCCGCCUUUGAGCAUCAACAUCAUCAUCUAUUGCAGUGCUUGGAGAAAACCACUAAUCACGAGUUCACCGAUGAAAUCACCUACAGCGAGGUGUGUAUGAUGGACUCAAUGGGCUUCCGCACCAGCCGCAGCACUUCCUUGUCCAGCCAGCAGGGGUCCACCACCACCUGCUGCUCCCGGCGGGCCAAGAGGAGGGCCAUCCGCCUUGCCAACUCCACUGUCUCUGUCAGCCGAGGAAGUGUGCAGGAGCUGGACACGCUGCACGUCACCAAGACACCUGUUGGUACUCAGUACCCACAGAGUCGCUCCAGUCUAAACGCCAGAACUGAAGACCUGAAGCUGAACUGUACUGACUACACAGCAGCCAUCAUCAGUAUCCCCACUCCCCCAGCCAACAGUCCUGAUGAGAGCCUACCUAACUCACCCGCCAUCCCUGGCAUCCUACGCAACUCUCGCUCCAGUACCUUCAACACCCAGGAAACUGUCAAGAUCUCCUCUUUAUAACCCUCUGAAGCACAGGAGCUUGACCCAUUGCACAAAUCAAGAGGAAUGGGGUCCGUCAGAGAAGAACAUAGGAAAGAAGGAUGCUAACUUCCACACUCUUUGCAAAUGCUUCACUCCGAUACCAACGUAAUGUCUACUGAAUAGUCAAGGUAGGGGCAGCGUGAGAAAAAUAAAGUAAAUUAAUUGUAACUAUCCAUUUGAUGUGCUGGAACAGUUACUGUGAGGUUGACCUUUUGGCCCAGGGAGAUACGGGUGGGGGGGGGGCGUUUGAAGCAGUACCACAGACACAAUCUGAGCUGACCAGGAACAGAUGACAAUGCCUCUUGGACUCAGAAGGGACACAGAUGGAUGGUGUGGUUAGUAAGACUGCUUUUCAACAAUAAUAUACCCACCGUGGCAUCGAAAGCCUUUAACUUUUUCAAGAUAUGCAACGUUAGAACAAGCAGGAAAAACUAAUAUACAUAAUGUGUGUAAAGAAAUUGCAGGGAGAGAUUAUAAAGAUUAUGAAUAAUUGCACAAUUAUAUUGAUAUUUAAAUACAUCUUUACAGAUGGAAAUAUGAAUACUGUAUUCUGCAAUAGAUAUCUUUACACAAAUUAAUUUGAAAAUAAAGGAGUGAUCGUUAGAUGGUACUACAUGUAACAUUUUGUAUCAUACGUCUCUAAAUCACAUGCAUCUUCAAACUUUACCAAAAAAUGUCAGUGUACUGACUAGCUUAAUACAGCAGUGCAUGUUCCUGUUCAGUAGACGGUGGAGAAGAGAAGCUACUGAUAUUAGUGGUGUCAGCUAUGACUAGCUCAUCUGUUUUUUUUGCAUGUUAUCUUAUUCUUUCUCUCAGAACAGUUUGUUUGAUUUAUUUUUCCUGACAACAUUGUAACGUAAUAAUGUCUGCACCAGAAGUGUAUAUUAGGUAAAAAAUGAAUUAAAUAAAAAACAUUCAGG